AUGUCUGACCCCAUCCAUUUGUGUGCCUGCUUCACAGGUGGAGGCUGUGCGGCUUGGUAUACCCAGGGACACGCCGCUUGCCGUGCAGCAGUGGGAGGUGAGGGGACAGUGCCUCCAUCCAUCGGUUUGAUCGCUGUGAACUAUGCGGCGAGGGCAAGGGGCGUGCAGAGGCACGACCGCGUGUUUCAAGCCAAGCAAAAGUGUCCAGAGCUGCAGCUGAUACAUGUGGAGACGGUGGGGGGGGCGCCAGGAGCAGGGCGCAAUGCCGGCAAGGUGUCUCUGGAGCGCUACCGGGCGGCCUCUCAGCGCGUGUUCUCUGCCUUCCGCCGCGUGUGCCCCGCUGUGGAGCGAGCAAGCAUUGAUGAGGCUUACAUGGACGUGUCUGCUAUGGUGGAUGCCAUGCUCUCACGCCCACCUCCUGCAGUCCCGCCUGCACCAGAUGAGCCCCGCGCCGCCACAGGUGUCACCUCCUCUGCUGCUGCCUGGGAGGAGCAGUGGAGGGCGCUGUUAGAGAGUGUGACUGAAGUGAAGGUAGGGAGUGGGGCUGAGGUGAAGGAAGGGAGUGGGACUGAGGUGAAGGCAGGGGGUGGGACUGAGGUGAAGGCAGGGAAUGAGACUGAGGCGAAGGCAGGGAGUGGGACUGAGGCGAAGGCAGGGGAUGCACCUGAAGUGAAGGGUGAGGAAACUGAGGGAGGUGGUGACGGGGGUGGAACGGAUGGGGAAGGUUUAGGGGAGGAAGGGGAGGGGAAGGAUGGGGUGCAGCAGCCGCAGCAGCAGCAGCAGCAGCAGCAGCGGGUGGGGGAGACGAAAAGAGAGCAUGCAGGGGCAGAGAGCGGAGGAUCAGCACUGGCGGUUCCCAAGGCACGGCUGGUGGUGCGGGAGGGACCUCUGGACGCACGUGACGAUGUGGAGAGGAGGCUGCAGGCAGGAGUGGUGAUAGCCCACCGCGUGCAGCAGGAGGUGCUGUCAUCGCUGGGCUACACGGUGAGCGUGGGAGUGGCGCGCUGCAAGCUGCUCGCCAAGAUGGCCUCCGCCACCAUGACCAAGCCGUUUGGGAUCACCGUGGUGAGUGAGGGUCAUGGCAAGGGCACUUGUAAUGUCAACGUGGUGAGUGUUGAGGCGAUGGCAGGUGUAUCAGGUGCAUAG
This is a messenger RNA of Closterium sp. Naga37s-1, 1146 nucleotides long. The record is from the annotation of a GenBank genome assembly. Lineage: Eukaryota; Viridiplantae; Streptophyta; Zygnematophyceae; Desmidiales; Closteriaceae.